AUGGAUUAUUUGCUGUGGCUGUGCAGCUUUGUGCUUCCCGCGGUAUUGGCUGUGGAAGAAACCCUAAUGGACAGUCGGUGGGCAACAACAGAGCUUGCUUGGACCACAUUCCCGGAGAGUGGGUGGGAGGAGGUGAGCGGCUAUGAUGACUCCAUGAGCCCUAUUCGAACCUACCAGGUAUGUAAUGUCCGACAGCCCAACCAGAACAACUGGCUUAGGACGGACUUCAUUCCCCGCAAGGGCGUUCUGCGCAUCUACGUGGAGCUCAAGUUCUCAGUCCGUGACUGUGCCAGCAUCCCUAACAUCCCCGGCUCAUGCAAGGAGACCUUUAACCUGUUUUACUAUGAGUCGGAGGGGGACACAGCCACUGACACCAAUCCCCUCUGGAGGGAGAACCCCUACAUCAAGGUGGAUACUAUUGCCCCGGACGAGAGCUUUUCCUUGCUGGAAGCGGGCAGGAUCAACACCAAAGUGCGGAGCUUUGGCCCUCUCUCUAAGGCCGGCUUCUAUUUGGCGUUCCAGGACUUCGGCGCCUGCAUGUCUCUCAUUUCGGUCAGAGUUUUCUUUAAGAAGUGCUCCACCACCAUUGCUAACUUUGCCGUGUUCCCAGAGACGGCCACAGGAGCAGAAGCCACCUCCUUAGUCAUUGCCCCAGGGGCCUGUGUGUCUAACGCUAUGGAGGUGUCCGUCCCCCUGAAGCUCUACUGCAACGGGGAUGGGGAGUGGAUGGUUCCCGUGGGCUCCUGUACCUGUGUGGCUGGGAAUGAACCAUCUGCAGACAAUACUCAGUGCCAAGCUUGCAGCCCUGGGACCUUCAAAUCCAAAUACGGAGAAGAAUCGUGUAUUCCAUGUCCGUCCAACAGUCGCACCAGUGCCCGAGGAGCCAACAUCUGCCCCUGCCAGAGCGGUUUUCACCGUGCAGAUAGCGACCCCCCUGACUCUGCCUGCACUACUGUCCCUUCGGCGCCUCAAAACGUCAUCUCCAGCGUGAACGAGACCUCGCUGUCCUUGGAGUGGGAGGAGCCUGAGGACAUGGGUGGGCGGAGUGACUUGGUCUAUAACGUGGUGUGUAAGAAGUGCUUGCGAGACCGCAGCCCGUGCACGCGCUGCGACGACAACGUGGAUGUGGCGCCACGGCGCCUGGGGCUGAGGCAAAGGAAAGUGGUGGUGAGGAACCUGCAGGCUCACACCCGCUACAGCUUUGAGAUUCAGGCUGUCAACGGCGUCUCUGGGAGGAGCUCCUCCUCACCUAGGUUCUCCACCGUCAACAUCACUACCAACCAAGCAGCCCCCUCGGCAGUGCCCACGGUCCAUCUGAUGCGAUCCACUGCAGACGCCCUCAGCCUGUCAUGGCUGCCCCCUGAGAAGCCAAACGGGGUCAUCCUCGACUACGAGAUUAAAUACUAUGAGAGAGGCCAGGCAAUGUCCCACACUGUGACCUCCCAGUACAGCUCAGCCAAGGUGGAGGGGCUGAAGGCGGCCACACCCUACGUGGUGCAGGUCAGGGCUCGAACCGUUGCUGGCUACGGACGUUACAGCGCCCCCAUGGAUUUCAGCACCAGCCUACACAGUAUGGGCGAUCCUCAGAAGUCGGUGCAGGAUCAGCUGCCUCUCAUUGUGGGCUCAGCUUCUGCGAGUCUGGUGGUCAUUGUUGCCUUGGUGGUUAUAGCCGUGGUUUGCCUCAAGAAGCAACGCAGCGGCUCAGAGUUGGAGUACACAGAGAAAUUGCAGCAAUACAUUUCUCCAGGGGUGAAGGUGUACAUCGACCCUUUCACUUAUGAGGACCCCAAUGAAGCUGUCCACGAGUUUGCCAAAGAAAUAGACAUCUCCUGUGUGAAAAUAGAAGAGGUCAUUGGUGCAGGUGAAUUCGGAGAGGUGUGCCGUGGGCGGCUCAAGCAGCCCGGUCGCCGGGAGGUGGUGGUGGCCAUUAAGACACUGAAAGCGGGUUACACCGAGCAACAGAGGCGGGAUUUCCUGGCUGAGGCGUCAAUCAUGGGCCAGUUUGAUCACCCCAACGUGAUCCGGCUGGAGGGUGUCCUGACACGCAGCUGCCCCAUCCUCAUCAUCACCGAAUAUAUGGAGAACGGGGCACUUGACUCCUUCCUCAGGCUGAAUGACGGGCGUUUCACGAUGACCCAGCUGGUGGGGAUGCUGCGUGGCAUUGCCGCAGGUAUGAAAUACCUGUCGGACAUGAACUAUGUUCACAGAGAUCUGGCCGCCCGGAAUAUUCUGGUCAACAGCAACCUGGUCUGCAAGGUCUCGGAUUUCGGCCUAUCACGCUUCUUGGACGAUACUUCUUCUGACCCUACCUACACCAGCUCCCUGGGAGGAAAGAUCCCUAUCCGAUGGACGGCACCGGAGGCCAUUGCCUUCAGGAAGUUUACGUCCGCCAGUGAUGUGUGGAGCUAUGGCAUCGUCAUGUGGGAGGUGGUUUCCUAUGGAGAGAGGCCAUACUGGGACAUGAGCAACCAGGAUGUGAUGACGGCAGUGGAGCAGGACUACAGGCUGCCCCCACCCAUGGACUGUCCCAUGGUGCUCCACCAGCUGAUGCUGGAGUGCUGGGUGAAGGAGCGAAACUUAAGGCCCAAGUUCUGUCGCAUCGUAGGCACCCUGGACAAGCUGCUCCGCAACGCUGCCAGCCUCAAGAUGGUCACCAGCACCUACUCGGGGGACCUGCUGCAGGUCGGAGGGACGCUGCCGGGCCACCACAGGAAAAGUCCGGACACCAGUCAGGAAAUCAUCCGACAACAGAUGAGCCAAACUCUCCCCAUCCGAGUGUGA
Lampris incognitus (smalleye Pacific opah) is the source of this 2781-nucleotide messenger RNA. It is a transcript of the gene ephb3a, whose product is annotated as eph receptor B3a. The transcript is spliced from 15 exons. Gene Ontology annotation, molecular function: ATP binding; protein binding; transmembrane-ephrin receptor activity. The record is from RefSeq and is a predicted model, not a curated record. Lineage: Eukaryota; Metazoa; Chordata; Actinopteri; Lampriformes; Lampridae. Gene Ontology annotation, biological process: protein phosphorylation; cell surface receptor protein tyrosine kinase signaling pathway; axon guidance. The coding region runs from base 1 to 2781 and encodes 926 amino acids. Gene Ontology annotation, cellular component: neuron projection; plasma membrane.